CCAGCCAAACAGUCUCUCUCUCUCCUCCUCAGCUCUCUCUCUCUCUCUAGCGAUCACACUCCUAAAAAAUCUCGCGGAUCGGAUCUUUCUUCCAUGGAAGCAGCUCUGUAGUCUUACAAUUUUGACUGAUUUUGAAACGAUUAGGGUUUAUUCCCUCGGACUUGGCAAGUGUGAUGGUGUUUUGUUCUGAAAUCGUUUGUUUUAGUGCCGCCGGUGGGUGAGGAUUCUGUUAGUUUAUCCCGGCGGAGUUAGUUUCUCUCUCUCUCUGCGGCGGUGGUAGAUAUGGCUGCUUCACCUGCGAAGUUCUUCUUCGGGUUUCUGAUUGUUUCCAUCGUUCUGUGGAUGAUCUUCAUACUUUGUUCCAGGUUGUUUGCCUGGAUGCUUAGUAGAGUGCUGGGAGCAUCUGUUGUGUUUCGUAUUGGUGGUUGGAAAUGCCUUAAGGACGUUGUGGUGAAGUUUAAGAAGGGUGCCAUUGAGUCGGUGUCUGCCAGUGAAAUUAAACUAAGCUUACGCCAGUCCUUGGUCAAACUUGGCGUUGGUUUUCUUUCUAGAGAUCCAAAAGUGCAAGUGUUGAUAUCUGAUCUUGAAGUUGUGAUGAGGUCCUCAAGUUCAACAACAAAUUUACAGAAAGCUAAAAGUCGGAAAUCUCGAACUUCAGGCAGGGGAAAGUGGAUGGUGGUGGCUAAUGUUGCAAGGUUUCUUUCAGUUUCUGUUGCAGAUAUGGUUGUGAAGACUCCAAAGGUGAUUGUGGAAGUCAAGGAGCUGAAGUUGGAUAUAAAUAAGGAUGGUGGGACAAAACCAAACCUAUAUGUUAAGCUAAAUGUUCUACCAAUUCUGGUUCAUUUAUGUGAAUCACGCAUAAUUUCUGAUCAGUCAUCUAAUGUAAGCUUUGAAAGUUGUCCUGCCUCCCAAGUCUCAGCCUCUCUUGACAGAUCCUCUGCUGCUUUAUUUUGUGAUGAGCUCUCUCUUUCUUCCGAGUUUGGACAUGACAGGGCAGUAGGUAUUGUUUUACGAAAUGUGGAAGUUAUAUCCGGAGAUGUAAUUCUGAAUUUUGACGAGGAUUCAUUUCCCAAGAGCAAACAAUCAUCAGCUUCAGCUCAUUCAGAUGAAGUUAGAACGUCAGUGACUGCUGCCUCAUUUGCCAAGAAACCCCAUAAAGAGCAUCAGCUGCUGGCAGCUCUAGCUAAGUAUUCUCCGUCAUUUCCUGAUAAGGUUUCCUUCAGUUUACCCAAACUGGAUGUCAGAUGUGUGAAUCGAGAACAUGAUCUUCUUGCUGAGAAUAACAUCACAGGAAUUCAUCUAAGAAGUGUUAAAUCAAAAUCUUUUGAAGACACAGGGGAGAGUACACGUCUUGAUGUUCAGAUGGAACUCAGUGAGAUUCAUGUUUUUAAGGAAGCUGAUUCAUCUAUUCUGGAGAUAAUGAAAGUUGAUGUGGUCUCUUUCAUCUACAUCCCUAUUCAGCCAGUUCUGCCUAUUAGAGCUGAAGUUGAUAUAAAGCUAGGAGGUACCCGAUCCAAUCUAUUCAUUUCUAGGCUACAGCCAUGGCUGCGCCUUCAUUUCUUAAGAAAGAAAAAACUGGUGCUGCAAGAAAAAUCUCACACUCUUGAGAAAACAAAAGCUGCUGAUAUGAAGGCCGUCAUGUGGACAGGCACAGUUUCAGCCCCGGAGAUGACGGUUAUGCUAUAUGGUAUUGAUGAUUUGCCUCUGUAUCAUUUUUGUUCGCAGUCAUCACAUGUGUUUGCAAAUAACAUUUCGAGUCUGGGCACAGCAGUUCAUGUUGAACUUGGUGAAUUGAAUCUGCAUUUGGCAGAUGAGUACCAAGAAUGCUUUAAAGAACACAUUUUCGGAAUAGAGCCAAACUCUGGUUCGUUGAUGCAUAUAGCGAAGGUUAGCUUGGAUUGGGGAAGAAGAGAUAGGACAUCAUCUGACGAGGUUGGUUUCAGAAGUAAAUUGGUACUCUCAGUAGAUGUGACUGGAAUGGGUAUCUACUUUUCUUUCAAGCGUGUUGAAUCUCUCAUAACAAAUGCUAUGUCCUUCAAAGCUCUAUUUAAGACAUUAUCUGUUGCUGGCAAAAAAGCUAAUAAGACUGGCGGAGUGCAACCAUCCAAAACAUCUGGGAAAGGAACUAGGCUUGUGAACCUCAAUCUUGAACGUUGCUGUGUAAAUUUCUGUGAUGAUACAGGAUUGGAUAAUACAAUUAUUGACGAUCCUAAAUCUGUCAAUUAUGGAUCACAAGGUGGUCGGGUUUCAUUUAGUUCACUGGCUGACGGCACACCCCGCACUGCAAGCAUUCUCUCUUCUGCUCCUGAAGCGUGUAAAAGACUAAAGUACUCGGUCUCUCUUGAAAUAUCACAGUUUAGUUUUUGUCUCAACAAGGAUAAACACUCAACCCAAAUGGAACUUGAAAGAGCAAAAUCCAUCUAUCAAGAGUAUCUGGAAGAGCAUAAGCCUUGUUCGAAUGUCACAUUGUUUGAUAUGCACAAAGCCAAGCUUGUACGUCGAUCCGGUGGUCUUAACGAUAUUGAUGUCUGUUCUCUCUUCAGUGCUACUCAUAUUUCACUGGGUUGGGAACCUGACGUCCAUCUAUCUUUUUAUGAACUGUUUUUGCGGUUGAAAUCCCUGGUGUAUGGACAGAGGCAUAAUGAACCUGAAAGCGGGUGCAAUAAAGGCAUCUCUAGUGUGAAAGAUGGUGGUCAGUCCAAUUCUGUUGACAAGCAGAAGAAAAAGGAAUCUGUGUUUGCUAUUGAUGUGGAAACGUUAACUAUAUCAGCUGAGGUAGGAGAUGGGGUGGAGGUUACGUUGGAGGCACAAUCAAUUUUUUCUGAGAAUGCCUGUAUAGGAGUGCUUCUUGAGGGCCUUAUGCUUGCUUUUAAUGGAUCUCGAGUAUUUAAAACUACGAGAAUGCAAAUAUCAAGAAUCCCUACUGCUUCUUUGAAUCUGUCUGAUGCAGUUCCUGUAAUGACAGGUGGUCCUUGGGACUGGGUUGUACAAGGGCUUGACAUGCAUAUUUGUAUGCCAUACAAACUUCAGUUGCGUGCCAUAGAUGAUUCAAUUGAAGAGAUGUUGCGAGGCUUAAAACUUAUAUCUGUAGCAAAGGGAAAAAAUAUUUUAUCAAGAAAGAGAGAAAGCUCAAAGCCUAAGAAAUCUAGUCCAAAAUUUGGCCGCAUAAGAUUUUGCAUACGUAGACUAACUGCAGAUAUUGAAGAAGAACCAAUUCAGGGUUGGCUUGAUGAACACUAUCAGUUGGUAAAGAAAGAAGCCUGCGAGUUGGCUGUCCGAUUGAAAUUCCUUGAAGAUUUUAUUCACAAAGCUUGUCAGGCUCCUAAAGGUGCAGAAACAACUGAUGCUUCCGAUGAAAGAAUGAUGUGUUUUGAUGGGGUUGAAAUUGAUGUCGAGGAUCCUUUAGCUAUUAACAAAGUGAAAGAGGAGAUUCAUAAACGGUCGUUUCAAUCGUAUUAUCAGGCAUGCCAGGGUUUAGCUCCCUCAGAGGGUUCAGGUGCCUAUAGGGAAGGAUUCCAGGCAGGUUUUAAGCCAAGUGCUGCUAGAACCUCUCUUCUUUCUGUUUGUGCUACAGAUUUUGAUUUAAGCUUGACGGCAGUUCCUGGUGGUGAUGCUGGUUUGUUAGAAGUUUUGAAGACGCUUGAUCCUAUUUGUCAAGAAAAUGACAUACCCUUUUCUCGGUUAUAUGGAAGCAAUGUCUACUUGAAUACUGGAAGGUUGGUUGUUCAGUUAAGAAAUUACACACUCCCUCUCCUCUCUGGCACUUCUGGCAAAUGUGAAGGUCGUAUUGUGCUGGCACAGCAGGCAACGUGUUUUCAGCCACAAAUUUCCCAAGAUGUCUUUGUAGGAAGAUGGAGAAAAGUGCGAAUGUUCCGGUCAGCCAGUGGCACAACUCCGCCAUUGAAGACCUACUCAGAUCUGCGUAUACAUUUUGAACAAGGAGAAGUUUCCUUUGGGGUUGGAUAUGAACCAGCGUUUGCAGACAUUAGCUAUGCCUUCACAGUGGCUCUUCGUAGAGCUAAUCUGAGUCUUAGGAAUCCAGGUAUGGCACAGGUUGUUAAAAAAGAACGAAGCUUACCCUGGUGGGAUGACAUGAGAAACUACGUCCAUGGCAAUAUCACUUUAUCUUUUUCUGAAUCAAAGUGGUCUGUUCUUGCUACAACGGAUCCAUAUGAGAGUCUAGACAAACUUCAAAUAGUGACUGGUCCUAUUGAACUCCAGCAGUCAGAUGGUCGUGUGUUUGUCAAUGCUAAAGAUUUUAAGAUAAAAUUGAGCAGUCUGGAGAGUUUGAUUAGUCGACAUUCCUUAAAAGUACCCGUCGACGCCUCUGGGGCUGCAUUUAUUGAAGCCCCAGAUUUUAACCUCGAAGUUACAAUGGACUGGGAUUGUGAGUCUGGGAAUUCUUUGAAUCAUUAUCUAUAUGCAUUUCCAGCUGAAGGAAAGCCUCGUGAGAAGGUCUUUGAUCCGUUUAGAUCAACAUCACUCUCACUUCGGUGGAAUUUCUCACUUAGACCCGAAAAAAUCCAUCAGUCUUCCUUAGGUAAUGAGAACCCAACAGACGUUGGAACUGUCUACACUUCACAAGACAAGCCUGACAGCAUACCUCUUGCAUCACCAACUAUGAAUCUUGGAGCUCAUGAUUUGGCAUGGAUACUUAAGUUUUGGGGUAUGAAUUACUAUCCUCCGCACAAGUUACGUUCUUUCUCCAGAUGGCCUAGGUUUGGAGUCGCAAGAGCUGCAAGAUCAGGAAAUUUAUCUAUGGAUAAGGUAAUGACGGAAUUUAUGCUCCGUGUAGAUGCCACUCCUUCCGUGAUAAAGUACAUGCCUUGGGACUCUGAUGACCCUGCCAAAGGAUUGACCUUUAACAUGGCAAAGCUAAAAUAUGAAUUAUGCUAUAGUCGCGGGAAGCAAAAGUAUACAUUUGAAUGCAAGCGGGAUGCACUUGACCUUGUAUAUCAGGGUCUGGACCUUCAUGUGCCUAAGGCUUUUAUUAACAAAGAUCAGCAUCCUUGCAUUCCAGGAAGUGUUCAGAAUUUGAGAAAAAACAAUGCUUUGAUAGACAGAGUAUCUUCUGGAAAGGACCAUAAGAGGGAUGAGAAGCAUCGGGAUGAAGGGUUUUUAUUGUCUUCUGAUUAUUUUACAAUUAGAAGGCAGGCCCCAAAAGCAGAUCCUGAAAGACUAUUAGCAUGGCAAGAGGCUGGACGAAGAAAUCUUGAGAUGACGUAUGUGCGGUCUGAGUUUGAGAAUGGAAGUGAGAGUGAUGAACACAUACGAUCAGAUCCUAGUGAUGAUGACGGAUACAAUGUUGUCAUUGCUGACAAUUGUCAGCGGGUCUUUGUUUAUGGCCUCAAACUCUUGUGGACGAUAGAGAACAGGGAUGCUGUUUGGUCAUUUGUUGGUGGAAUUUCAAAAGCAUUUGAACCUCCUAAACCUUCUCCUUCUCGUCAAUAUACACAGAGGAAGCUUCAUGAAGAAAACCAAAAGGAAUCCUGUCCCGAAACACAUCAAGGGGAAAUGUUGAGAUCUUCGGCAAGCCCUGGAAGAAAUCUAACUUCUCAGCCUAUGGAGAUGGCUAGACCUCCUUCAUCACCGUCACACUCAUUGAAAAUUGAGAAAUCAGAUGACGAAGUUGGUAUAGUUGAGACCAAUGAAUCUGAGGAAGAAGGGACUCGUCACUUCAUGGUGAAUGUCAUUGAGCCACAGUUUAAUCUUCACUCAGAAGAAGCUAAUGGUCGCUUUCUGCUAGCUGCUGUUAGUGGUCGUGUUCUAGCACGAUCAUUUAAUUCCAUUAUGCGUGUUGGUGUGGAAGUGAUUGAGCAGGCUCUUGGCACUGGAAGUGUCCAAAUUCCAGAAUGUAGUCCUGAAAUGACAUGGACACGGAUGGAAGUUUCUGUAAUGUUAGAGCAUGUACAAGCCCAUGUAGCUCCCACUGAUGUUGACCCAGGUGCUGGAUUGCAGUGGCUCCCAAAAAUUCGCAGAAACUCCCCAAAAGUGAAGCGUACUGGGGCUCUACUUGAAAGAGUUUUCAUGCCUUGUGACAUGUAUUUUCGGUAUACUAGACACAAAGGUGGAACCCCUGAUCUAAAGGUGAAACCACUAAAAGAGCUCACUUUCAAUUCACACAAUAUAAUAGCUACAAUGACAUCUCGGCAAUUCCAAGUUAUGCUGGAUGUGUUGACAAACCUUCUCUUUGCAAGGCUUCCAAAGCCAAGGAAAAGUAGUCUCCAAUGUCCCACUGAAGAUGAAGAUGUUGAAGAGGAGGCUGAUGAGGUAGUUCCAUACGGAGUUGAAGAAGUAGAACUUGCAAAAAUCAACCUUGAAGAGAAAGAGCGAGAACGGAAAUUGCUUCUUGAUGAUAUUAGAAAAUUGUCUCAUUGUUCUGACAAUGUGGAUGACACACAUAUGGAAAGGGAAGGUGACUUGUGGAUGAUUAGUACCAGAAGAUCCAUACUGGUGCAAGGAUUAAAAAAAGAGCUCACAUAUGCACAAAAGUCUAGAAAGGCGGCUUCUGCAUCUUUAAGAAUGGCAUUGCAGAAGGCUGCACAGCUGCGAAUAAUGGAGAAGGAAAAGAAUAAAAGCCCCUCGUAUGCUAUGUGUAUUUCCUUACAAAUUAAUAAGGUUGUUUGGAGCAUGCUUGUAGAUGGUAAAUCCUUUGCUGAGGCAGAGAUAAAUGACAUGAUAUAUGACUUUGAUCGGGACUACAAAGACAUUGGUGUUGCUCGCUUCACCACCAAGUACUUUGUUGUUAGGAACUGUCUACCCAAUGCAAAGUCAGAUAUGCUUUUAUCAGCAUGGAAUCCUCCACCUGAAUGGGGAAAGAAAGUUAUGCUACGUGUGGAUGCAAAGCAGGGAGCGCCAAAAGAUGGGCAUUAUCCACUUGAGCUUUUCCAUGUGGAGAUUUAUCCGCUGAGAAUCCAUUUGACUGAGACAAUGUACAGAAUGAUGUGGGAGUAUUUCUUCCCAGAGGAAGAGCAGGAUUCACAAAGGAGACAGGAAGUGUGGAAAAUUUCGACAACAGCUGGUUCAAAGCGUGUAAAGAAAGGGUUGGCAGGUCAUGAAUCUUCUGGAACAACUAGCCACGCCAUUAGGGAUGUUGAAGCAUCUCGAGUUAGUUCUGCAGCUCUCUCUGCUUCUGCUACAGUACAGUCACAAAGCAAUACAGACUCUGUUCAAAAAUCAAAUAUUCUAAGCCUCAGGUCUAGCACUGGUGGUUCAGCUCAGGAGUUGAGAAGAACAUCUUCUUUUGAUAGGAGCUGGGAAGAAAAUGUGGCAGAAUCCGUAGCUAAUGAACUCGUUCUACAGGCUGACUCUUGCACUGUGUCAUCUUCCAUGGAACAACAGGAAGAUUCCUCUAAACUGAAGGUCAAAGAGAUGAAACCUGUCAAGUCUGGCCGCUCUUCUCAUGAAGAAAAGAAGGCUGGUAAAUCACAUGAGGAGAAGAAAUCUAGGCCUAGAAGGAUGAUGGAGUUUCACAACAUUAAAAUUAGUCAGGUGGAGCUUCUAGUUACAUAUGAGGGCUCAAGAUUUGUUGUUAACGACCUCAAAUUGUUGAUGGAUACAUUUCAUCGUGCUGAGUUUACCGGGACUUGGAGGAGGCUUUUUUCCCGUGUUAAGAAGCACAUAAUCUGGGGAGUAUUGAAGUCGGUUACUGGAAUGCAGGGAAAGAAGUUCAAAGACAAGUCACAUAACAAUCGCGAGUCUACUGACAAUGACCUGAAUCUAAGUGACAAUGAUCAAACUGGGAAACCUGAUCAACAACAAGUCACAUGGUUUAAGCGACAAAGUGAUGGAGCAGGCGAUGGUUUCGUUACUUCUAUUCGAGGACUCUUCAAUACGCAAAGGCGCAAGGCCAAAGCUUUCGUCUUGAGAACUAUGAGAGGUGAAGCAGAGAAUGACUUCCAUGGCGAUUGGAGUGACAGUGACGUAGAAUUCUCUCCUUUUGCUCGGCAAUUAACUAUAACAAAAGCCAAAAGACUCAUCAGGCGGCACACUAAGAAAUUCCGUCCAAGGAUCCAAAGAGGUUCAACAUCUCAGCAAAGAGAAUCACUUCCAUCAUCUCCAAGAGAAGCCACUGCAUUUGAAAGUGGUUAUUCAAGCGGAUCUUCCCCAUACGAAGAUUUCCACGAGUAAAAUACACAUUCUGACCAAAUUUUGUUAUCCCUGGUAAAAUAGAAGAAAGUAAAUUAAGAGAGAAAGAGAGAUAUCAACAAUAUUGUACAGACGUUGGUAUAUUGGAAUAUAAAUUAAAAAAAACCACAGGUCACUUUGUUCAA
Capsella rubella is the source of this 8273-nucleotide messenger RNA. RefSeq names its product protein SABRE. The transcript is spliced from 23 exons. The coding region runs from base 283 to 8130 and encodes 2615 amino acids. Lineage: Eukaryota; Viridiplantae; Streptophyta; Magnoliopsida; Brassicales; Brassicaceae. The record is from RefSeq and is a predicted model, not a curated record.